Molecule: messenger RNA, 2973 nt
Organism: Diversispora eburnea
Lineage: Eukaryota; Fungi; Glomeromycota; Glomeromycetes; Diversisporales; Diversisporaceae
Source: the annotation of a GenBank genome assembly
AUGUUGCAGCAAUAUUUUAAAGGGUUAAAAAAUAAAAUAACACCUCAAAAGGCUCAACCUACUCAUGCUGAACAAUUAGCAAAAUUUCGUAAGUCAUGGAAUUAUAUAGAGUCGCAAUUUGAUGAAAAUGAAAGAAAACAACCGCUUCCUAGUCACAACAAUCAAACAGAAAUUCCUCACCACCUUAAACAAAUGGUUGACCUUCUUGUCGAUGAAGGUUUAAGACUUGAAGAUGUAAAUACUGGUCUUUGUAUGGAGGAAUUUUUAAGAAAUAACGUUCUAACAAAGUUAGUUAAGUAUGCCAAAGAUGAUGUUCCAAAAGAUGAUCGAUUUUUGGUUCACAACGCCGUUCAUCAACCGACCGUUGCCCUUUUGCGAAUGUGUGUUCACGAUUAUCAGGGCGAUAGAUAUGAUGAAGACCUGGUUGAUUUAAUGUAUUACAUUUGUUCAAAGAUUCAUGCAUUUCAUGAACUUUUACAUAUCUUUUUCCAUGAUACUCAUUGGCUUACUACCCCUCAAAAGACUUAUUUAAAAAAAGAAUCCGAAUAUCAAACAAAUUUUUCAAAUAAUAGUCAAGAUGGUAAUCUGGAAGAAGAUUCUCCAUCAGACAAUAAUACAAAAUCAACUGAGGCUACAAAAACAACAGAAUUUACUGAAGAACCUGAAAAACCAGAAUAUGAAUUUUUGCUUUUCUCAUAUUUACUUCAAUUCCUUCAUAGAGAAGGUAAAAGUGGUGAAUAUGCCAGAUAUGGUUUACUCUUCAUUAUUGAACUUGCGGUUGCUGAAGGUCCUUUAAGUAAAUUCAUUCUUGAAAGUGAUUUUGCAACAAUUAUGGCAGCUGGAUUAGGGGCACUUUAUUCACAAUUACCACGAAAAUUAAUGGUUAAAAGUUCAAGUGGUGGAUUAACAAAUGCAACCCUUCUUGGUUUCGGUGAUAACACAAGUGCUGAACUCUCAAGAUUACGUAAUAGUGGAAUCGAGGUGUCUUCUUCAUUGAUAUUUAAAAGUCAACUUGAUUCAUUUUUAAAGUUAUUGGAAUUUUGUCAAGACGUAUUAAAUAUUUGUCAUAGUAAUAUUUCAAAAGCAUUACUUGGAAAUGUUAAAACUUUUUUCCUUGAAAGUAUUCUUUAUCCAUCAAUCUUAGAAUGUUCAGAUCACGAUGGUUCAGCUGUUGCUGUCAUUUCAUAUAUUGAUAUUAUUAUGCAAACAUUAAAUCAAAAAGAUUUAGUUGAUGUAAUUGUGGGAUUUUUAAUGGAUUCGGAUGGUGACAAUGAUGAAUUUUGGGAGAAAUCUACUGCGCCAACUGCAUCCACUGCACCUACCUCCAAAAUUACAAAACGUCAAACUAUAAAUUUAUUCGAAGGUAUUGAUGCCAGUCCCAUAAAAUCUUCUCCUUAUUUUACAGCUGAAGGACGCUUUACUUUAAAGGAUCUUAUAUUUUCACGUUUACGUUCUUCUUCACAACAAACUGUCAUCGCAACUUUGAAAUUACUUAAUACUGUCAUUUCUAAACAUUGUCGAUUCUCAUUAAAAUUAUUAAAUGUUGAAUGGGAUGAUAACGCGACAUGUUUUCCGAGACCAAAUUAUUUAUUGGAUGAUUUUUGUAAUAAUGAUUCACACGCUAGUUUCGCACAACCUAAUAAAAGGACAACAAUUAGUCAUCAUUUGAGAGAAUUAGAUCUUUUCUUUUCUUUAAUUUCUGCAAUAGAUCCAACACAAAAUAUGGAGAUUUUUACUAAUGGAUACGAGUCAUAUGUUCGUGAUGCAGAAUUGAUUAUUGAAGCGGAUACAUGUUAUAUAUGUGGUCAAGAUGUAGAAUGGACUGAAGAAGGGCCAACCAGACCAAAUCCAAACAAAUUGAAUAAACAACGAUUAGCAAAGUGCGGUGUUCGAAGGCAUCGUCUCAAUCCUACUGAUCGUGUAAAUCCAAAUGAAUCACUUUUGCAAAUUCUCCUUGGCACUUUGUCAAAUUUCUUUGCUCAUUCUCCCGAAUUAAAUUUAACAUUGACUGGUGUCCUUUCAGCUUUGGCGGUAUGUCCUUAUCGUUCUUUAGAAGGUUGGCUUGUAUUUAGUGGUACUGAUAGAUUGGAUAGAGAUAAUAGACGUGAUUCAUAUUUGAGAGAUAUGGAAAGUCUUCAACAUGAAGCAAGAAAUUUAGAAAUUUCACUCGGUAUUGCGAGCCAUGAUAAUCAUACAAAUGAGGAUGGUGAAGACAAACCAAUUAAUGAUUUUGAUGGUGACGAUGAUCGAUCCGUUGAUUAUGACGCCGACAAAAGUCCAUCAGCUACCAAGGCAAUUGGUGCUACACCAAGAUGGAUUAAUUUCCCGCCCUUUUUCACAAUAUUUAAAACUUUAACUCAACAAGUUGAUUAUUAUCGAAGUGAAAUUGAAGGAUUUGACCAAUUUCUUCAAGAAAGAAGAAGCGGUUUAUUAGAUGCAGAGGAUGAAAUUGAUGAAAACUUCUUUAGUCAAUCAAAAUUUGUAUCAAAUGCACCCUCCAAAAGAGGAGCUACUAGUAAUCAUAGUCCUUCCCCAAGAAGUCGUAGAAGUACUUCAUCUGCUUCUUCAUCAAAACCCCAAGUUCCUAAAAGAGCAAAUUCAUUAUCACGAUCAAAUUCGACAUCAUCUAGUUCACCACUAUCAUUUAAAUCUUCAGCUAUAUCAUCAUCUAAUAUAGUUACACCACUCUCAACACAUUUCUCCAAGACUGAAAACAUUAAGAUUCAACCUCUUUUCCCAGCGCAUUUCAUAAAUGAAGAUGAAGAGGAAGAUUCAACUGCAAUGCUUGAUGAUGAUGAUGACGACUUUGCUAAAAAACAAACUAGAACCAAACCAAAGGAUCCAAAACCUAAGGAAAUCACAUUGAGUACGCUUCUCAACAAUGUAGUUAUUUUAGAGGAAGCAGUAAAGGAAUUGGUUGCCAUAGUACAAGUUAGAAGAAGUCUGGGAAUUGAUGAAGUUAGAUAUUUAUAA